This is a messenger RNA of Arachis stenosperma, 1917 nucleotides long. Its product is annotated as SUN domain-containing protein 5-like. The transcript is spliced from 6 exons. Gene Ontology annotation, cellular component: membrane; cytoplasm. NCBI's taxonomy places the organism in Eukaryota, Viridiplantae, Streptophyta, Magnoliopsida, Fabales, Fabaceae. Bases 1 to 1917 code for a protein of 638 amino acids. Gene Ontology annotation, biological process: protein folding in endoplasmic reticulum. The record is from RefSeq and is a predicted model, not a curated record.
AUGCAAUACCGUCACUUUUCACCUUCUUCCUAUUCUCUUUCUUCACAUUGCGCUCCAAUCUUCGCCUCCUUCAUGCAACUUCAGGUCUCUCGCAUUUAUCAGGAAACAAAAAAUGUUAAUAACAAAAAUCCAAGCUCUAAUUCCAUUAAUAAUACCAAUUUGUUCCUCGAUAUUAUGUUCUCAGUAACAAGCAAUGCUUUAUUCACAGAUGCAGCUGUAAUAGAGUUCAGUGACUCAUCUAGCUCCAAUAGUCUCGGGUGCCUUAAACAAAAAACUACAAAGCACAGUUACUCUCUUUCCAAAACAAGUAGAUUAGAGAUAGCAUUUUGGAAAGUUUUAGGUAGCAGCACUGAUUUAGUGUGUAAACUGCAACCUUCUGAAGAAGAGCAAGAAGAGAAGAUUCUUCCACUAGCACAAAAUGCUGAUGAAAAAGUUCAUCAACCUACUUCAUACCUCAGUUAUGUCGAAUUCCGAAACAUAGCAAAGCAAGAAAAACCCAAGGAAGUGAUCACCAUAGUGAAGCAAGAAAAACCCAAGGAGGUGAUCACCCCUGUGGUCGUUAAUAUAACUCACAGGCUUGAACCUGAUGGCUCAGUGUACAACUAUGCCUCUGAGUCCAAAGGUGCCAAGGUGGUGGCUCACAAUAAAGAGGCCAAAGGUGCCAACAAUAUACUAGGGAAGGAUCAUGAUAAGUACUUGAGGAAUCCUUGUUCUGUUGGAGAUAAGUUUGUUGUUAUUGAGCUUGCAGAAGCGACUCUGGUUGAUACUGUGAAAAUUGCAAACUUUGAGCAUUAUUCUUCGAACUUCAAGGAAUUUGAAUUGGCUGGUAGUAUGAGCUAUCCAACUGAAUCAUGGACAAUGAUGGGAAACUUCAUUGCCGCAAAUGUGAAGCAUGCUCAGACCUUUAGGCUUCUUGAACCCAAAUGGGCCAGGUAUUUGAAGUUGAGCUUGCUUAGUCAUUAUGGAUCUGAGUUUUACUGCACUUUGAGUGUUGUGGAGGUUUAUGGUAUUGAUGCAAUAGAGAGAAUGCUUGAGGAUCUUAUUGUUGCUUCUGUGGGAGCCAUGCCAGAGAAGUCUUCAGAGCACAAUGCCAGUGAUACCCCUUCUUUGAAGCUAGAAGCUGGUCAAAUUGAGAAAAGAAAAGACAAUGAAAGUAUGAAUGAUAGUGUGCCUACUGAGAUAUCAACUGUUAAUGAUGACGCUCAGAAGAUUGUUGUGGAGGUGGCAAAAACUCCACCAAUGGUGAACUUGGUUCCUGAUCCUGUACUAGAAUUGAGGCAACAGCUAAAUGGUAGGAUAGCUGGUGACACUGUUAUGAGGAUUUUAGUGCAAAAAGUGAGGUCAGUGGAGGCGAACUUAUCCACAAUCGGGAAUUAUAUCAAAGAGUUGAACAGGAGACAAUGCGAUACAAUACCUGCUUUUGAGAAAGAGUUGCAAAAAUUAUCAGAAUGCCUGGGACAAAGCAAGUCAGAGAUUAAAGACCUACGGGAGAGGAAUGCAAAUAUGGAAAAAGAAAUAUCCGAAGUUGAGUCAUGGAAAGAUGCUGUCUCAUCCCAACUUGAUGAACUGGCCAGACAAAAUUUAUUGCUAAGAUCAGAUGUUCAAAAGGUUGCAAGUGAUUAUGCAGCCCUAGAAAUCAAAGAGCUUGCUGUGUUAGGAAUGAGUCUUCUUUUUGUUUGCAUGUCGAUUCUCAAGAUAACUUCAGUCCACAUGUCGUUGAUGUUUUCUGAAGCACACAAUAAUGCUGAUAAGGGACCUCGGACAAUAAAAGGAUGGGUUACCUUGCUUUUACUUGUAGAAGUUUGGAUACUUGUAAAUACAAUUUUGAUAAGGUUAUCAAAUCAACACAGAACACUUUGUAUACUGAAGAGUGAACACUUUGUUCAGUGCCUCCUCACUAAGGUCACUGCUUGCUGA